This is a messenger RNA of Plasmodium cynomolgi strain B, 420 nucleotides long. RefSeq lists its product as hypothetical. The transcript has a single exon. The annotation marks the transcript as partial. The record is from RefSeq and is a predicted model, not a curated record. NCBI's taxonomy places the organism in Eukaryota, Apicomplexa, Aconoidasida, Haemosporida, Plasmodiidae.
AUGGUUCGUGUACGGCGGGGGUGCAAUUGUGUAUGCAGUUUGAUGAGGAGAAGGAACCUUGCUGUUUUUUUGCUCACUCUGGUUGGUGUCCUUGGACAGACUAGUCAAUUUUCUCUGCUUAAUGUAGCUCAACAGCUUACCACCAUAAAUCUGACUAGCCAUAUUAGUACCCUUAGCCUUGGUUCCCACUUUUCCCUCCGUACCUUACUGAACCUGUUCAAUCUCUUCAUCCUUCUAAAUCUACUAAGUGUGAUCAAUAGAAUCGCGACUUCGCAGCGCGAAGGAGAGAUAAAGAGUCGUCAUUACAAACUAGAACAACAUUUUCAAAAGUAUGGAAAUUUACUCCUAACGGAUGGAAGUGUACAGGGGGGGGAAUCGAAAAAGGGGAGUUGCACCACAUUGAUAUGUCCGUCAGAUGAG